UGACCUCAUCAAACAGCCUGGACCACAGCGAAUCCUUGCCUCCGCUGGCAGGGUGUUCUGUCAGUGAAGGAGCCUGCAGUCUCAGCAUGGUGCUAGGUGUGGGCACAGCUGGAAGGACACUAUAGUGGAUUUAUGGCUGUCACUUGACAUCAUGCACCAUCGUUGGCUGCUGCUUCUUGCAUGCUUCUGGGUCCUGUUUAUGCUUAUGGUUGCAAGCAAGUUUAUCACCCUCUCAAUGAGAAGCCCUGAGAAGUAUAGAAUGAGACCGGGCUCAUUGACCGUUUUACCUGAACUGGAGAAAAUGACUGUGACUGAAGCAAGAAAGUUCCAGAUUGAUAGUCAGCCAACAGUGGACACGUUGAAAAAUAUGACCCACAUCGAUUUCAUCCACAAAGAGCGACUGGAAGAGCUCAGAAGUGUGUGCAGGAAUGGAUCACUCUCAAACCUCUCACAUUCCGGCAUUUCCAAGUUUGUGUUGGAUCGAAUCUUUGUCUCUGACAAGCACAAGAUCUUGUUUUGUCAGACCCCUAAAGUAGGAAAUACCCAAUGGAAAAAAGUUCUCAUUGUUUUAAACGGGGCAUUUUCAUCGAUUGAGGAUAUCCCAGAAAAUGUAGUUCACGAUCAUGAAAAGAAUGGUCUUCCGCGGCUAUCCUCAUACAGUAUAGCAGAUGUGCAGGAGAGGCUGAAUUCCUAUUUCAAGUUUCUCAUUGUCAGAGAUCCCUUUGAGAGACUGAUUUCUGCAUACAAAGAUAAGUUUGUACAGAACCCCCGUUUUGAGCCAUGGUACAAGCACAACAUUGCUCCAGUCAUUAUUCGCAAGUACAGGAAAGAUCGCACAGAAACCCAGGGGGGUCUGCAGUUUCAAGACUUUGUACGGUACCUGGGUGACCCAAACCACAAGUUUCUAGAUCUCCAGUUUGGGGACCAUAUAAUCCACUGGGUAACUUAUGUGGAGCUGUGUGCCCCUUGUGAAAUAAAUUACAAUGUCAUUGGGCAUCAUGAGACUCUUGAGGAGGAUGCACCAUACAUCUUGAGGGAAGCGGGAAUAGAUAAACUGGUCUCUUACCCCGCCAUACCACCAGGAAUCACAAAAUACAACCUAUCAAAAGUGGAACAUUAUUUUUCCAAAGUAUCCCAGAGAGACAUCAAACGUCUUUAUGACAGAUUUGAAGGCGACUUCAAGCUUUUUGGAUAUAAAGAGCCGACAUUUUUAUUUCAUUGAUGUGGCGCUGUUUACAGUGGGGUAAUGACCCACUGUGUCUGCAGCAAGAGCACUACUGAAGCUUUUUAUUCAUUGUUAUAUGGACUACAUACAGUUGGUGUUUUUUUUUCUCUGACAAUAAUGUACUGUAUUUGCACUUUAACCCACUUACAGCAGUGCAUUAGAUACAGUGUAUUAUAUUUUGUAUGGUGGGUAUUGGCCUGUAAGUACCCGCUCUGGGACUAAUGGUGGGUGCGGUUGGAAAUCUUAUGUGAAUACGUUUUUCUGUUUACAGCUUAAAUGUAUAGCAGAGCUGCCGCAGUGGUAGGAAGUGCUGCAAUAUCCAGCUCUGUUAUUUGCUUUUUAUUUCUACCUGAUGAUUUUUUAUUAUUACAGUGCCAUUCUGAAAGAGCCACUAGUAUAAGGAUAUAAGGACUAGGAUGCACCUAUACUAUUUCUAAUGACUGCACUACAUAAAGCCUAGUGAGGCAGUGAUCCCAUGCCCUUUGGCAUAAUUCUGAGAGAUUCCAACUUGCAUCUUAUCUCUCUCACAGAAAGCAAUUUUUGUAGCACUGGUGCUUUUAUUAAGGGGAUUGUUUAAUUCUAGGACUAACGCUUGGAAUUUAGGUAAGAUAAAGAUUUUUAGAUUUUUUUUUUCUCUCCACUUUUUGAUGUGGCCAAAAUGGAGAAAAUGAUUCUGUACUAAAGCAUACUUCUGUCAUUGACUGAUCAAAAAGUUUCAUAAGUAUACAGUAGGUCUGCGGGACCAAUAUUUUACAAAGCUCUCUGACUUUUAGGUUUAUAGCUAAUGGUACUUCCACUUCCAUUUACUUAAAUACAGCUAUAAUGGACGUCACAAUUCCACUGAACUGGAAGAUACUACCAUAAAUAAAGCUCCAGAACAUGUUAACAGCUGAAGAGACGCAACCCAGCUAUUCUCUGAUAUUUCUCAAUGAUAUGUCAGGAAAUAGAGGAGUGAUAUACAGUAUUUUUUUUUUAUUUGCUCUGGCAUCUACCUUUUCCAGAUAGCCACUCAGUAACAAAUGCGAGCCCAGUGACCAUUACAUCGAUACAUGCUGCAAAUACAUGCCCAAGCUGGACUCCUGCUGUAAUGGCUGGAAUCAGAAAAAUAUCUGAUCCCAGCCAUUUAACUCAUUACAUGCUGCUGUCAAUAUUGACUGUGGCAUCUUGGGCUGACAGAGGGGUUUCUUUGGCAGCCAGCAAAGGCCUCCUGGUCUGUUUUAAGCAACUGCAUGUUAGUCUAUGCCAAUGGUAUGGCAUAAAAAGUUGCCUGUGUGAUAAUGCUCUGGAAUGCUAUGUAUUCCAGAGCAUUAUAGAAGCCUUCAGGUGACCACUACUUCAAGCCUGCUAGGGGAACAAGAAAAUAGUUUAUUAUAAUACGCAUUCUCAUCUUGGACGUGGGUGGCGUAUCGCUAGGAUAUGCCUCAAAGUGCAGGAGGGCACAUGCACGGCCGCCUUUCAUUCUUAUGGGAGCAGUGAAAAUUUCUAUAAACUCCAUACAAGUGAAUGGAGCGGUCGCCGCACUUGAACGGUGCACUUCCCAUUCAUUUCAAUGAGACUUCUGAAAAUACCAAAUCGUGCAGCUCAGCUAUUUUCGGCACUCCCAAAGGAUUGAAUGGAGGGCAGCCAUGCAUGUGCAGUGCGCUCUCCAGCACAUUGCAGGCUCCAUUCUUAGUACAUGGGCAAGUCCCAGAGGUGGAAUCCGCACCUAUCAGACCUAUCCUAGCAAUAUGUUCCCAAUAGCCAUUGUGUAACAUCAGAUGGAACUGAAUAAAAAUCUUCACAGGAUAUCUGGUUUGGGUAAUGGGGGUGGAGACUUCACUGUGUAUAUGCUCC
Molecule: messenger RNA, 3058 nt
Organism: Bufo bufo (common toad)
Lineage: Eukaryota; Metazoa; Chordata; Amphibia; Anura; Bufonidae
Gene: CHST10
Product: carbohydrate sulfotransferase 10
Exons: 6
Coding region: 152-1222 (356 amino acids)
Biological process (GO): proteoglycan biosynthetic process; carbohydrate biosynthetic process
Cellular component (GO): membrane
Molecular function (GO): sulfotransferase activity
Source: RefSeq, a predicted model, not a curated record